AUGUCUGGCGCGAGCACAAAAUCCGUCACGCAAUUCCUUCGUGGUCUUGACCUUUCGGGCGUGAAUUUUGGUUCGGUGGGGGAGCAUGUGGCGGCUCAGUCACCCGAUGGCAUAGCCAGACGCAACAAGAACAAGGCCGUGGUGUCUGCCGCAUCGGCUGUUCUGCCCUGCACCCAUCCGCUAGCCAAGAUGUCUCGACUCGAGUGGCUGAAGCUUCGCAACUCCGAGCUGACUAAUUCGGACCUCCCCAGCGAACUCAAAUAUCUCAAUCGUCUGGAAUACCUGUCAUUAGCUAAAAACAAGUUGACGCGCCUCACCUCCAUCUCUGAUUGGCCACGGGUCUUCCCCAAUUUGCGAGUGCUUAACUGUCGAAAAAACCAGUUAGCCGGUCAGGAUGCAAUUCCUCCAGAUCUUUUUCAAUGCCCAAACUUGCAGGUAAUCGAUUUCAGUUGCAAUCAGCUGACGCAGGUACCGAGAGGUAUCGAAAAUGCCUCGGGUCUUCUGGUGUUGAAUCUUAGUGACAACCAGCUCACCUCAGUUCCGCCAGAGAUCUUCACAGAAUGCACAGAGUUAAUGUUGCUUGACCUCUCCGACAACCAUUUGACAGUUCUUCCAGCCCAGCUACGGCGCUGCUCCUCUCUCCAACAACUCAUCCUUAACCGCAAUCCCUUCCAACAUUAUCAACCUCGAACCAUCAUCUCCAUCAAAAAUCUCGAGGUACUUCAUAUGUCCGGUACCCAACGACGUUUAGAUAAUAUCCCCAAAGAACUCGAUCGUCUAACAAAGCUAGUUGAUCUCGAUCUGUCUCAUAACCAACUUGUGAGUAUUCCUGAACCCGUAUUUGAUUUACGUGCCCUUCGGAAAUUGGACGUGAGCCACAACGAGAUUAGUGAGCUCUCAGCCCUCACCGACAACUGGCCCUCACUGGAGUACCUCAAUCUAAGCCACAACCAACUCGUCAGUAUUCCCUCGGGCCUCACUCGGCUGACAAAGUUGCGGAAGCUCUACCUCAACGAUAAUCAGCUCACAUUCUCCGGCCUUCCCUCGGGCAUGGCCAAACUAAAUGACCUGGAGGUACUCAAUGCGUCAAAUAACAAGCUCGAAAACAUUCCCGAGGGACUUUGCCGAUGUGGCCGGCUUAAGCGUCUUAUCCUGUCUAACAAUGAGCUGGAGACUCUUCCAGACGCCAUCCACUUUUUGGUUGAAAACUUGGAAAAGUUUGAUGUUGACAACAACCCCAAACUCCGCUUCCCACCCAAACCACCAGCGCUGCAGAAGGGCGCCGGCCUGGCCUUCUACAACAUCGACUUCUCACUGGAUGGCCAACUACAAAUGAUGCGUGGAAUCGCUCCUGAACCCAGCGAGGAUGUCAAAAAGGGCAAGGAGUCGGCGGCGAGGCUGAAGCGAAUGCGUCGGCGUCGACUUGACGGAGGCGAAAACUCAGCAGACGGCACCGAGGGAAGUCAAGUUGUGCUGGCUGGCAUGCGUCACAUCGCCGGCGAAAAAGAUGCCAUCAUGCGCCGACGCUUUGAUGAGGCUGCGCAGGCUGAGGAAAAGCAGAAUGCCGGAAAGCGCUGGAAGGAGGCACUAGCCAAGCCCAAUUUAGACUACAGUGAUAUCUUUGACGAAGUAGGUGUCUUCUUUGCUCGUCUAUUUACCUCACCCCAACCUCGCCUGCUCUAUCCUCUUUUGGACGCAGGGACUCAGCUGGGCGUCGAAAUCUGGGUUAUUGACGAGUUCUACCCGAAGCGAUUCGAGCCCGAGGAUGAGGAGUACGUGGGUCAGUUGUACUCUGGGGACUGCUACAUCGUCCUCCAGACCAGAGAGGCGACUGAGGUGCCCACAGAUGGGGGUGCGACCGGCAAUCGCGAGUGGCGUAUCUUCUACUGGAUCGGCUCAAACGCCACUCUGGACAAACGCGCCUGCGUUGCCAUGCAUGCGGUCAACCUGCGCAACUUCCUUGGCAUCGACGGGCAGACACAACGCGAGGAACAGGGUGAGGAGUCGGCCGACUUCCUCUCCCUCUUUGAGGGGCACAAAAUCACUGUGUUGGAGGGGUCUAGUGGCAGCACCGGGCUCCACAUCGUGGCAUGCAAAGAAACUGCUGUUAGAAUGUAUAGGCUGUUUGGUCAAGAGAAGACUAUGUACAUAGUCUCCAUGCCAGUUAGUCCGGCUAGUUUGGAUCCCAAAUUUGUCUACCUUGUUGACGGUGAUUCCUGUCUCUACGUGUGGUUUGGUUCGAAGUCGCGCCUCAUCAUCCAGACGCGUGGUCGUCUGUUGGCGGAGAAAAUAGCACAGAAGGAGCGCCUAAAUGAGGCGACAAUCUCGCUCGAGUACGAGGGCCGUGAGUCCACCGAGUUUUGGGCUGUUGUAAUGGGGCUCUGGAAGCCACCUCCCCGCCCCCCUGCCGUAGAGCACCAGGAGGAGAGACCGGUCCAGGCGAUAAUCGACCACCCGAAACCACCCACCAACAUUCCGCGACCUCCUCCCGCCCGUGACUACAUCUCUGUGGACUGGAAAUUGCCCAAGCCCAUUCUCUACGAUGUUAAGCUCGGCAAGGGCUAUCUGGAGCUCCUGCAGGUUGAUCUGCCUCCUGGCCAGCAGCUUACACGCGAUAUUCUCAACUCGGAGAACGUGUACCUUGUAGAUAGUGGAGGUGAACUCUUUGUGUGGAUGGGAAAAAGGUCGGCCAGGUUUUUGCGCUACGCAGGCUUUAAGCUGGCCGAGGAGUUGACUGAGGUGAUGCCGAGGGGCUGCUUUGGAGGAGCCGAGGAGGCCCUCAUCAACGAGAUCGUCGAAGACAGCAGCAUGGAGCAGAUUGUCACCGCGCACAAACGGCUGCACCCCCAGCCAUGCCCCGAGGGCGCGGAGAGCGAGAUUUUCAGAGCCCAGUUCGUCGGCUGGGAGCCGGCGAUGGCGGUAGAUUUCACUCGCACAGCCCAGUCAGUGACCGCACGUGGCGCCGACCCCAACGUCAUUUUGGAGCGCGACCAGAUCAAGACGGACCUCCGCGCUCUCCUAGCGCCCCGCGAGACACCCCUGCCUUGGGACAAGGCAAUCCAGCUGAUGAAUGACCUUAAUUAUGAGCUAAUCGAGCCGCCGGACUUGAACGCCGACUUUGGUCAGGGUUCGCCCACUCCCUCUCUUCAGCAGUUUGUUAUUCUCGACAGAAAGUGGGCUCCUGUCGAACCGAAGUGGUUUGGACACUUCUUUAAUAAGGAUUCCUAUAUCGUCAUUGCGCGAUAUUGGGAUGAUGUGUUUCCAGCAAGUGAGGAAGGUGGUAAGAGUACAAGCGAUAUUCAAGAUAGCGAGGAACUUCAGUCUUCAGGCGAAAAGACCGAAUUAGUCGAUGAGGAUGCCGAGGAUCUGGAAGAGGAACCAACGAAGACGGUCGUAUACUUCUGGCAGGGCCGUGAGGCCUCUGAACUCUCAUGGCUCACCUUCAACUUCUCCCUUCGCAAAGACAUGGAGGCCCGCCUUUCUCGCAAUCCCAACGCCAACGGUCGACCUCUGAGUGUGGAGUUCAAACGCGUGAAACAGCAACAAGAGGACAUGUACUUUCUCGCCCAUUUCAUGCGCAAAAUGGUCAUCCACCAGGGUAGCUAUAGGGACAGGGAGUCGGCGCAGCGACUUGACCAGGUUCACUUCUACCACAUGAGGAUGAAUGGUAAUCCAAUCGCCACCCGAUGCCUUCAAGUAAAGCCGUCUGUACAGAUCUUGAAUUCGUGCUUCUCGUACAUUCUUCGCAUUCCAAAGGACGUGAACGGGUGCCACAUUGAUAAGGCGUUUAUUUGGCUUGGAAGCUCAGCGCAUCCAGACGACGUGAACAUAUUGAAAGCCAUCUGCCACCAGAUCUACGAUCAGCCCCAAACUGAAGUUGAGAUAGUGCCAGAAGGAGAAGAGCCCGACGUUUUCUGGACAGCGCUCGGUGGAAAGCAUUCGUACGACAAAACGGCGGAGUACAUGCAAUACGCUCGACUGUUUAGGCUAUCGAAUGACGCCGGAUAUUUCCAUGCCUCAGAGAAGUGUGCUGAUUUCUGUCAAGAUGAUCUCGUCAACGAUGACGUCAUGAUGCUUGAUACCGGUGACCAGAUCUACCUCUGGCUGGGUCGAAAGACCUCGGAUGUGGAGGUGAAGUUGUCAUUGCAAGCUGCCAAGCUGUACAAGGAGCACAUGUCUCGUGCCCAGCCCUCGCGCCCUCGGCAACUUAAGUUGACUGCCAAGAACGCCGAGCCUUUCAUGUUCCGUCGAUGCUUCCAUGGCUGGGGUCCGUUCUAUGAGCCAAAAGACUGGUCUGGGUAA
Messenger RNA from Mesocestoides corti, 4302 nucleotides. The record is from the annotation of a GenBank genome assembly. NCBI's taxonomy places the organism in Eukaryota, Metazoa, Platyhelminthes, Cestoda, Cyclophyllidea, Mesocestoididae.